Messenger RNA from Phaedon cochleariae (mustard beetle), 1046 nucleotides. NCBI's taxonomy places the organism in Eukaryota, Metazoa, Arthropoda, Insecta, Coleoptera, Chrysomelidae. The record is from the annotation of a GenBank genome assembly.
AUCAAUAUUAUGAUUUAUGAUUAUGUCAUGUCAUUAUUUUAUUCCACUGCAAAAUACUCAAAAUAGUGCAAAAGAUGCAUUGAAAUCACUGAAAUCAGAAAGUCAAAAAUCUAACAAUACAUCAGAUCAUUGAUUGUCUGCAAGUAGCAUUUGCGUGAUAAUCUUCAAUUGUGCAAUAUAAUUCUACAAUGUCCCCUACAAAUGUUAUAUUACUGGCAUGUGGUUCAUUCAAUCCUCCAACAAAUAUGCAUCUGAGAAUGUUUGAGAUUGCAAGAGAUCACCUUCAUAGAAUGGGUAAUCACCUGGUAGUAGGAGGUGUAUUAUCACCAGUUCAUGAUGCAUAUGGUAAAAAAGAACUGGAGUCUUCUACUCAUAGAUUGGCAAUGAUUAAAUUAGCUCUACAGGAUCAUGAUUGGGUUAAAUUAUCAGAUUGGGAGUGCAAACAAGAGAGUUGGAGUAGAACUAAGCUAGUUUUACAACAUCAUCAAAAUCAACUAAAUGCUUUACUUAAUACAAACCAAAACAAUUGCUAUGAUCUCAAUGAAAAUAAUGCAAAGUGGAUUCCAGAUAAUAUUAUAAAUGGUGAUAUUGGACAUGUGCAGGUGAAACUGCUAUGUGGUGCUGACCUGUUAGAAUCAUUUGCAGUUCCAGGAUUAUGGUCAGAUACUGAAAUUCAAGACAUUGUUGGACAACAUGGCUUGGUAGUUAUUACCAGGUCCAAAUCAAAUCCUUUAGAAUUUAUUUAUAAUUCAGAUAUGCUUACAAAAUAUAUGCCUGGGCAAGCAGUGAAAAUCAUCACUGAAAGUUCUGGUGAUCACAAAAUCAUAAGGAGUGAGGCUACUGGAAAGGAGGUAUGUAAGGAAGAUGAUAAUGUUUUGAAAUCUUCAAGAAGCUAUUCGAAUUUUGAAGAGGUCAUGAAAAAUGAUUUGAAACACAGUACAAGUAACAACUUGAAAGAAUGUAAAAGCUGUGAUGAGAAUCUCAUUAAAUUUAUUUUCACCAAACAUGGCAUCCAGGUUAUAAGUGAUGUUGAAACAAUUGUUUAA